This is a messenger RNA of Fusarium redolens, 1914 nucleotides long. RefSeq lists its product as uncharacterized. The record is from RefSeq and is a predicted model, not a curated record. NCBI's taxonomy places the organism in Eukaryota, Fungi, Ascomycota, Sordariomycetes, Hypocreales, Nectriaceae. The coding region runs from base 1 to 1914 and encodes 637 amino acids. The transcript is spliced from 7 exons.
AUGCUUGAUGAGAGCGCGACGACGGUGGACCCCAAGGGUCUGGCGCGCGUUCUGCUUGGUGUCUCCAUCUUUUUUCUGAUUCCUACAGCGAUAAUUGUUGUUCUGCGAUGUUUUGUUCGAUUAAAGUAUCGUCUCUUUGGUAUCGAUGAUGGUCUCAUGCUUAUCGGAUGGAUACUUCACGUUGCAUUCACUGCUGUUGGUAUUCGUGCCAUUUAUGGAGGCCUGGGAACAAAAGAUGAAGACCUGAACGCAUACCUGCAAGUCGAUGGUCGAAAGUGGAUGUGGAUUGGCCAAGUACUCUAUAGCUUCUCGUUGACGCCUCUUAAAUCGUCAAUCUGCGUCACCCUUCUACGAAUUGCUGUCACUAAAACUCAUCGAAUCAUUGUCUGGGCAACUCUCAUAUUCACCAUAGUCACCAUGCUCUACAACACCAUCGGCACCUUUUUCGCAUGUAUGCCACUCUCCUCCAAUUGGGACAAUCGCGGAAACUGCUCUUUGCCAUUCAUAAUGAGCCUGGGUUAUGUCGUGUCAAUCAGUGCGGUUAUCUCAGAUUGGAUUUGUGCUAUUCUGCCUAUUUUCAUGUUAUACAAGUCCCACAUGAGAAAGGCCACCAAGAUCUCUGUCAGUAUUAUCCUUGGACUGGCUGCACUGGCUUCGCUGUGUACUCUUAUUCGCCUGCCCUACUUGAAAGCGUUUUCGCAUCCUCAAAAUUAUUUAUGUUGGUUCGCCACGAAAGCGGUUUCUGUUGCCAUACUAACAAAAGCAGAUCACGUUGCAAACAUCGUCCUCUGGUCCACUCUUGAAUCAGGAAUUGGAAUAAUCGCUGGAUCAUUACCGUCACUACGAAAACUCGUCAGCUCUCGUUUCCAUUUCGACUCCUCGACGGGUAGCUCUCCGACUCACAUCACACCAUUUUCUGGAACCAGCAGAGCUGUUAUCACAUCGCAAUCAGUAUCAGCAGCACGCCGGACCCAUAGAGGCGAAGUUGGCGAUAAUUGGGAGCAGCUUGAUGAUGUUGAGGGUACAUCCAGUCAGAAGAUUUAUGUCAAGGUGGAUUUAGAGAUGCAGUCUUUGGAGAGACCAGAAACAUCGAGGGAGUCACAUGGGUCUCGUGAAGAUUUGCUAGACUUCGAAUGGGACAACAGUACAGAGAGAUUUGCCCGGCCUUGCGCCGAUCUCAAUGAAUUUCAGUUGUCGCUAGUCGCCUUGUCAGUGAGUACGACUGUCUCAACAUCUUAUCACAUUAACCCAACCAGCACCAUGCUUUCAUUCUUGAGAUCUUCCGGGCCAGCGCGCACUCAAAAUGCCCAAAACAACCCAAUCUUAUACGAAGGCGGCAAGUCUUCUGUCACCUUCUCGGGACCGGGCUCAAAAUACAUCAUGACCCAUCGGAUCCCACCAACAGACGAAGAAAAUGGUGUUUCCAUCAUCGCUCCGCCAUUUCAUUAUCACAUCUACCAAGAUGAAUUCUUCCGGGUCCAGUCCGGCAAGGGUAACUUCUAUCGCGGCCUUGAUCCAAAGCCCUUUGCCGUCCUGUCCGACGACCCAGAUGGUCAAGCUACCGCCUCCGUAAAGGCCGGCUACUUUCACCGCUUCGAAAAUGCAACCCACGACCGAGAUCUUGUCGUGGAUAUUCAUCUGACGCCGGAGUCAUAUGAGAAUGAACAGCAAUUCUUUAGGAACUUCUUCGGGUACUUGGAUGACUGUAAAGCUGCGGGUAGUGCACCUAGCAUUUUUCAGCUCCUUGUAUUUCUCCACAGCGCGGAUACUCCGUUGGUCAUUCCAAUUCCCUGGGAAUUCUUGGGUCGGGUGGUCAGUCGAAUCUUGCUCACGACUGCUGCUUAUUGGGGGAGAUUUGUGCUGGGCUACAAGCAGACGUAUCCGGAAUAUUAUGAUGCAAAGAAGUCGAUAUAA